AUGGCAGCAGUGAAUAAUAAGACACGAUGUAUUACAUGUGACAAAGAAAAACGAACGGUCAGAUGUGAGGGAUGUCUACAAUUAUUUUGUUAUGAUCAUUUAACGGACCAUCGACAAGAAUUAAAUAAACAAUUAGAUCAUAUUCAACUUAAUCGUGAUGUCUUUCGACAAACACUUAAUGAACAAAUGAACCAUCCACAAGUACAUUUAUUAGUUAAACAAAUUAAUACUUGGGAAUUAGAUUCAAUUAAAAUUAUUCAACAAACAGCAUCGGAAUGUCGACAAUUAUUAAUUGAACAUAGAAAUGAACAUUUUAAUCAAAUUGAAGUUAAUUUAAAUAAAUUAACUGAUGAACUAAGAGAUAUUCGUCAAGAAAAUGAUUUCAAUGAAAUUGAUUUACAACAAUUUAAUGAAAAAUUAAAAACAUUAGCUGAAGAACUUGAUAAAUUAUCGAAUUUUUCAUUUCAACAUGAUUCUACACCACUUAUUCAUAAAGUUUCGGUUGUUGUUGCAUCUUCAGAAGCUAUUAGUUCAUCGAAAAAUAUUAACAAUAAUACGAAAUGGAAACAUAAUGGAUCAACGAUUGCUGGAGGUUAUGGAGAAGGUAGUCAAACAAAUCAACUUUAUUGGCCUUAUGGUAUUUAUGUUGAUGAUGAUGAACAAAUGAUUUAUAUUGCUGAUUAUGGGAAUGAUCGUGUUGUUAAAUGGAAACAUGGUGCCUAUUAUGGUCAAGUUGUAGCUGGUGGCAAUGGACGUGGAACUCGAAAAGAUCAAUUGAAUCUUCCAACAGAUGUAAUUCUUGAUAAAAAGAAUGAUUCAUUUGUUAUUUGUGAUUAUGGAAAUCGACGUGUCGUACGAUGGCCCCGUAAACAUGGUAAAAAUCAACAAACAAUCAUUUCUCAUGUUGCCUGUUCACGUUUAACAAUGGAUAAUAAUGGUGAUCUUUAUGUUUCUGAUUGGGAGAAGAAUGAAGUUAGACGAUGGACAAAAGGAGAAACAACUGGUACAUUAGUUGCAGGUGGAAAUGGAAAAGGAGAAGAUCUCAAUCAAUUGAAUUCUCCUGGUUAUAUUUAUGUUGAUGAUAACCUGUCAGUUUAUGUUUCAGAUUCGAAUAAUAAUCGUGUGAUGAAAUGGACCAAAGGUGCAAAAGAAGGCGUCGUUGUUGCUGGUGGGCAUGGCGAAGGUAAUACUCUUCAACAAUUAUCUCAUCCUCAAGGAUUGAUCGUCGAUCAUUUGGGUAAUAUUUAUGUAGCUGACUCUGGUAAUGAUCGAAUCAUGCGCUGGUCCGAAGGAUCUCGAGAAGGUAGUAUUGUUGUUGGUGGAAAUGGACAAGGUAAACAACCGGAUCAAUUCAAUUAUCCUGAUGGUUUAUCAUUAGAUCAACUAGGUAAUCUCUAUGUUGUUGAUUGGGGCAAUAAUCGCGUGCAAAGAUUUGUUCUUGACAUUGAUUGA
Molecule: messenger RNA, 1452 nt
Organism: Adineta steineri
Lineage: Eukaryota; Metazoa; Rotifera; Eurotatoria; Adinetida; Adinetidae
Source: the annotation of a GenBank genome assembly